This is a messenger RNA of Pocillopora verrucosa, 652 nucleotides long. Its product is annotated as Golgi-associated plant pathogenesis-related protein 1. Gene Ontology annotation, cellular component: extracellular region. The record is from RefSeq and is a predicted model, not a curated record. NCBI's taxonomy places the organism in Eukaryota, Metazoa, Cnidaria, Anthozoa, Scleractinia, Pocilloporidae.
AUGAAAUCUUUCAGUGCUUUGAUAUUUCUUGCUUUGGGUUAUGUGGCGACAGCAGAUUACAGGGAGGCAGCCUUAAGACAACACAACCGCCUGCGUGCGAUUCAUGACGCCCAGCGCAUGACCCUCGACGAGGGGAUGAAUGCGGCUGCUGAUCGAUAUGCCCGCAAUCUGUUCCAGAGGUUCGGUGGAACCACCGAAUUGAAACACUCCCCCAAGAGUUCCCGCCAGGGCCAGGGAGAAAAUUUGGCAUCAGGAUGUACAACUCAAACAGGGGUUGAUGGAAGGUCUGUCGAAGAUGCAAUUAAGGCUUGGUACGAUGAAGUAUGUCGAUAUAAUUUUAACAUUCAUCGUUAUCAGUCCGGCCUUGGUCACUUUUCCCAGUUGGUUUGGAAAGACUCAAAAGAGCUCGGAAUAGGAAAAUAUACAGGCAGGCGGAAUGGCUGGACCUGCACAUAUAUCGUGGCUCGUUACCGAAGAGGUGGAAAUGUGAACACUCCAGGUGGAAGAUUUUUCCGCGAAAAUGUUUCAAAGGGAUCCUUCAGGCGGUCCUAUUGCAAUAACGUGUCAGAUAAAUCUGAGGGAGAAGACUUAUUCGUUGAUGCUCCUGCAGCUGAUGACGAUGAUGAGGCGUCUAACUGAUUCCACCGUAUCU